Molecule: messenger RNA, 2533 nt
Organism: Cyprinodon tularosa
Lineage: Eukaryota; Metazoa; Chordata; Actinopteri; Cyprinodontiformes; Cyprinodontidae
Gene: mpnd
Product: MPN domain containing
Exons: 13
Coding region: 217-1581 (454 amino acids)
Biological process (GO): double-strand break repair
Cellular component (GO): BRCA1-A complex; BRISC complex
Molecular function (GO): polyubiquitin modification-dependent protein binding; metallopeptidase activity
Source: RefSeq, a predicted model, not a curated record
GAGGGGAACUGACAUUAAAGCAACACAACAAGGAAACUACACUGCGGAGCCUCAGAGACGCCUUCAUUUUAUGUUUUUGAAUAAUAGCCGGAGCUUGAGAGGCGAAGUGUGAGUGAAAGGCAGCCCCCGGAGAGCUGCGGCUUUAAGUGUCCGGGGCAGAAAGCGGCUUUUUUGACCGAGCUGGAUUUAAAGGCGCUCUCCGUCUCUUUCUCAGACAUGGGGUCAGAGCCACCUGGAUCCCCUCAGGUGGUGGAGGAUGGAGGUGAGGAAGAUGAGGAGGAGCUGAGUGGAGGAGAGGAGGCAGAUUUUAGGUCCAGCUCAGGCAGAGGCUCCCUGCUGACCCGGAGGGGCAUCACCCUGAGAGUGCUGCUGAAGGAUGGGCUGGUGGAGCCUGGCGAUGGCGUGUUGGCCAUCCACUACCUGGGUAAGAACUUUGUUGGGGACCUGCUGAAUGAUGGGAAGAUCCGAUGGGUGGAGACGGGCCAGAUCUUUAACUCCCCAAGCGCCUGGGCGACACAUUGUAAACGCCUGGUGAACCCAGCCAAGAAGUCCGGCUGUGGAUGGGCAUCAGUGCGCUACCGGGGUCACAAGCUGGCCCAGUUCAAGACCACCUGGCUGCACAAGUAUCAACCAAGCGCGGACAUGAGCAUGGUGAGUGAAGAAGAUGACGACGAGGAUGAGGAGGAAGGGAAGGCAGCUGUGCCGGCAGAUGAGAAGAACAAGAACAACAAACCUGGUUUAAAUGAUGUAAUGGUCUCACGUCGAGCCGACAGAGAGAGGAUUCCUGUCAGAUAUUGCACUUUGGGCACCAGGGACGCAGCCAGAGAUCCACACACGCUGGUGGAGCUGUCAGCGUUUUCAGCCAUCAACAGGUUCCAACCGUUCAAUGUAGCCGUCUCUAGUAAUGUUCUGCUGCUAAUGGACUUUCACUGUCAUCUGACCUCCAGUGAGGUGGUGGGCUACCUUGGAGGGCGAUGGGACACAAACACACAAUUGCUGACAGUUCUAAGGGCUUUCCCGUGUCGGACCAGGCUGGCUGACAGAGAUACGGCCUCCGCUGUUGAAGAGGAGAUAUGUCAGAACCUGUUUAUGCGGGGGUUAUCGUUAGUGGGCUGGUACCACAGCCACCCCCGAGGUCCGGCCUUGCCGUCGCUGCAGGACAUCGACUCCCAAAUGGAUCACCAGCUGAGGCUGCAGGGCUCCAACAAUGGCUUCCAGCCCUGUCUGGGCAUCAUCUGUGGUCCAUACUACCAUGGAAACCAAGGUGUGGCAUCUACAAUAACACCGUUCUGGGUCGUACCACCACCUGAGCAACGGCCUAAUGACUACGGCAUCCCUGUGGCGGUGGAAGUCACUUAUGUUCAGGACAAUUUUCUCACAAGUGAUGUUCUCAAUGAGAUGAUGCUGCUGGUCGAUUAUUACAGGACGGCACCCGAUCUGGUCCAGUUUAACCAGUAUUGGUGUCCUGAGACGACCAUGAUGGACAAGAUAAAGGGCUCUCUAAGCUGCCAUGCCCCCAAAGACCAGGCCUACUCUCAGAUCUUGGAACAUGUCUACAGCCAACUUAGCACAACGCACUGAGAUCCGCCCUGCACGUGUGACGUGACCUCCAACUGACUCGAGUCGUUCCAUUUUGAACAGCUUAACAGACCUGAAUGGUCUGACGCUCGUUAAAUUCUGCUUGAAAAUACAAAGAUAGAUGCCCUGAAUGGUCUCCUGCUUGAGUGUUAAUAUCCAUAUAGCAUUAAAAACAGACUUUCAGAGCUGGACAGGCACUAGAUAUGUGAAAGUAGUCGCUUUUUGUAGUUGUACUGUACUUUAUGAGAAGAGACAUACAAAUCUAACAAAACACAAUCCCAUAAAAAAGAAAUCAGAUUUAACUGGACACUGUAUGGACAGUGAAAGACCUGCUGCUUUUAAAAACAUGGACCUAUAUGCUUCCAUAUUAACAGAUAUGGAUGAUUAACAGUAAUAAAUGUCUCGCCUUUAUAGACUCAGUCAGUGGGGAUAGUAGUUGUGGGUAAGCAGUCAAUAGUAGUAUAAAACAUCCAUCAGCUAUGUAUGCAAAAUUAUGUGUUUGAUCCAAACGAUACUCUCCAACAGAUCCAGUUUUGGCUCCUGAGGUCAUAUUAAGGAGUUGGUUGUGGAGUGCUUCCUCUAGUUCAACAAAACAGGUGUGUGUUUGUGUGUUAGGUGCGUUGUGUUGUGAACAUGCCCAUCUGCUGUCCUUUUGUUAGUUUGAGUGAAAUAUGGGCACUCUUUAAGACAGGUAUUUGCUUCCUCUCAAACUGUUCUGUAUUUAUUACUAACUGUUGACUGUGUGGUUUAUAUGUGUGCAGACAGAGCUAUGCCUUAAGCCUGCUGAUUGGUGAAUCACUAAGUAUUAAAAUAUAUACACUGGAACCAUUUAAAUAUGAUCUAUUGUUUAAUUGUUUUGCCGCAUUAUAGCCAAAGAGCUUGAAUGUUUAUACAGUUUUGUAUGGGUUUGACCAACAUAAAGCAGCGCAUUAAAGAGUUGAGAGAAAAGAGUAAA